AUGCCGAUUUCAAGCAUAGAACCGUAUAACGUUCAAACCGACAAGAACUCGGCUCUACUUUCACUUCUAGGUACCACAGAAACCACAUACAUACGCUCAAGACACAGAAUACCGAUUCCAGCAAAUGUGGAUUUUUCCAGCAUAAUCAAAGCCAACAAUUCAAAGAUUCUAAACAACACCAACGAUAUACCCAAGGACCCACAGGGCACUCAAACUUCCGAGGAAGUGUCACAAGUGGAACAUGUUUCACAGAACCUCACAUUGAGUCUUUUUGUUAAUGUUAACGACUUCUUACCGUCCAACUUUCAAGAACAAGUUUGCACUGUUACCAUCAAAAACUUUCCUGUGGUGCUGGAAUUGGCUACAGAGAGCGUACUAAUGCAUUUCUUUGACAAAACCAAAUUUUCGUGGUCAAUAAUAGAAAAUUCGAAUAUUGAAAACCGACUCAUUUUCAUUCGAUUUUCCAGUAUCGAUCAUUUACGAUGGUUUUUAGCCAAAAACGUCCAGCACGGGUUCCACGAAGCCUUCGGUGCCCAGGUCUAUACUGAGCCGCUUGCUGGCGAGUUUUUGAAGGAUUUACCCGAGGAACCUUUUUCCGCUUCUUUGGCUCCGAUAAGAGCACUUUUAGCAGCAUCCAAAGCCGACAAAGGAGACGAUGCUGGCUUGGACUACUAUAACAAGUACAAGGUGGAUGAGCAGGAGCUCAUUGAGGUGCCGAAAGACUUGAAAGAAGAUAUUAAGCGAGAUAUAAUUCGAUUUAGAACCAAAGUGCUCAAAGACGAAAAAGAAAACCGGCGAAAAGAAGCCGAGGCUGAACGGAUAAGGACCAAAAACAAGCUCAAGUCGCUCUUCCUGGAUGCUGUCAAGCAAGAUGACGAGCCGGUAGACACACCAAUGACCGAAAGUGCUGAGCAUGAAGAAAUGGACGACGCUCAAUACGACGCAUUUCUCAAGGAAGAAAGCGCCAAAAAGUACCACGAUUUAUACCAGACAAAAGUGUCCGCUUUGGAUGAGCUUGAGAAGUCACAGAGAGCAGUUCUUGCUGCUAAUCUUGAAAGAGAAAGAAGCUACGAGAAACAGGUGUUGGAUAGUAAACUUCAAAUUUUGCAGCAAUGGAAAAAUUUUGACGAUGAAAAAAUCGACCCUGAUUUGCCGGCUCGUUUCCGCCUUUACUACACAAACCACCCAGAGUAUCUAAGAUUAAGAGCCAAAGAAAGAGAGCAAGAAGAAGCUUUGGAUGCUGCCGAUGAAGAAGCUGAGAAAAAAGAGCUCGCUGCUCACGAAAAUGCCAGUCAAUUUCUCUCAUCUUUCGUCAAAGAAAAUGUCACCGAAAACACUCCAACUAAAAAUUCUGUCUCUAAUGUGGUUUUUGCAAACCUCGACACAGAGUCGUUGCGCAGCAAAAUCAGUGAUUUGGUUGAAGAAUUUUUGGGUGUUAAAGAAGACUUCGUUAUCGACUUCAUCUACAAGCAUUUGAUUGCGCACAACUUUGAAAAGAACCAAGAGUUGAUCGACGAGUUGACUGAGAUUCUUGACGAAGACGCAGUCACGGUCAUAGAGCGCUUGAAAGAGUACGUGAGUCUGUUAUAA
Molecule: messenger RNA, 1590 nt
Organism: Meyerozyma guilliermondii ATCC 6260
Lineage: Eukaryota; Fungi; Ascomycota; Pichiomycetes; Serinales; Debaryomycetaceae
Exons: 1
Coding region: 1-1590 (529 amino acids)
Biological process (GO): mRNA processing
Source: RefSeq, a predicted model, not a curated record